Messenger RNA from Macrosteles quadrilineatus (aster leafhopper), 999 nucleotides. Its product is annotated as flap endonuclease 1-like. NCBI's taxonomy places the organism in Eukaryota, Metazoa, Arthropoda, Insecta, Hemiptera, Cicadellidae. The transcript has 2 exons. The record is from RefSeq and is a predicted model, not a curated record. Bases 1 to 999 code for a protein of 332 amino acids. Gene Ontology annotation, molecular function: 5'-3' exonuclease activity; 5'-flap endonuclease activity.
AUGGGGAUAAAAGGCUUGGCUAAACUAAUAAAAGAAUUUACCCCUCAAGCGGUCCAGAGGGAACCUGACUGGAGUGGGUACACAGACAAGGUCGUGGCUGUAGACGCAUCCUUCAGUCUCUUGCAGAAGCUCAUUUCGUGGGACCAACAUUCCAAAACAAUCAAGGAAGAAACCACUCAUUUGGUAGCCAUCUUCUACGCCUGCUCACAUCUUCUGCGGCAUGGCGUCAAACCUGUGUUCGUGUUCGACGGAGUAGCAUCAAACAGAUACGUGAACCUGUCGGAGGAAGUUGCAAGAAUAUUUACGAAUGAUCAGCUGGGUCCUUCAAAAGAAAAGAAGAAGCAUAUCGGACUUCUUGCUGAAGCGAUUCAGGCUAUAAGGGAAACAAAGAUAGUCGACACAGGGUACAAAAACCCUGUGAAAGAGGCCAAGGAGCUGUUGAGGUUGAUGGGAAUUCCUUACUUGGAAGCACCAGAAGAGGCUGAAUCUCAAUGUGCAGCUUUGGUGAAAAGUGGGAAAUGCUUUGCCACAGUAACUGAAAAUAUGGAUGCACUUACUUUUGGGUCGCAAAAGAUUAUUCGUAAGUUGUCUUUCAAAGCUAAAAGUAAAGUUCCAAUUCAGGAGUUUGAUCUGACAGAAAUUCUGAAAGGGUUACAAAUUAGUUAUAAGGAGUUUGUAGACCUGUGUAUUCUUCUCGGAUGUGAUCAUUGUGAUAAAAUGAAACUCGACCGAAAUACAACUUUGGAAUUGUUACAGAAGUAUAGGUGUGUUGAAGAGGUCUUGAGAAACAUAGAUGGAACCGUGAAAUUUCCUUUUCACUGGACGACUCUGUACCCAACGUAUGAUGAUGCUAGGUCAACGGCCCACCUCCCACCCUCCCCACCACAGAGGCUGCAAGAUAUCAUUCUCGGAGGACCUACCAUCAGGUGCAAAAAUGGUUAUGGGUUGAUAAAAAACCGUGUGACUGGGGAUGGGCCACCACCAUUGAGCAAGGUCUAA